CAUUCCUCUGGUUCUGAUUCAGAAAUGGAUACUCAUUUUAAUUUCUCAGUUCUCUUUCUCACUUCCUUAUUCAUGCUUUUGCUUCUAAAGCUGGUAACUAAAUCCAGGGCCAAACCAGUUUCAAAACUUCCUCCAGGGCCAUGGAAACUACCCUUCAUAGGAAACAUUCAUCAGCUUAUUGGCUCUCUGCCACACCGUGUCCUAAGAGACUUGUCCAAGAAGUAUGGACCCCUGAUGCUGCUUCAGGUUGGUGAAAUUCCCACCCUUGUUGUUUCCUCUCCAGAAAUGGCGAAAGAAAUAAUGAAAACACACGAUGUCGAAUUUGCCUCUAGGCCACAAAUUAUUGCUACAGAAAUCCUGUCUUACAACUCCACCAGCAUUGCGUUUGCUCCAUAUGGAGAGUAUUGGAGGCAGCUUCGCAAAAUCUGCACAAUUGAGCUUUUAAGUUCUCGCCGUGUUCAAUGCUUUCGAUAUUUAAGGGAGGAAGAAACUUCCAAUUUGGUCAGAUGGAUAGCAAAACAAGAUGCUUUGGUUUCUAUAGUCGGGGAAGGUAUUAAAAUAGCAGCAGCCUUCAACAUUGCUGAUAUUUUCCCUUCCAUAAAGUUGUUUCAUUUGAUCAGUGGCGUGAAGACCAAACUAGAGAGGUUUCGCGAAAAAGUAGACAGUAUUUUCGAUACCAUUAUCGAUGAGCACAGGGUAAACCAAGCCCCGAAAACUGAUGAGCCUGAAGCUACAUCAGAUCUUGUAGAUGUUCUAUUGAAGUAUCAUCAGGAGGAUGAAAAGCUUGAAUUCUCCCUCACUUCGGACAACCUUAAAGCCGUACUCCUGGACAUUUUUACUGCUGGAAGCGAAACAUCAGCCUCGACGGUAGAUUGGGCAAUGGCUGAGAUGAUCAGGAAUCCAGCAAUCAUGAACAGGGCACAAGAAGAAGUAAGGGAAGUUUUCAGGAGUAAAGGAUAUGUUGAUGAAGAUGGUCUUGAUGAACUCAAGUAUCUAAAAUCAGUCAUAAAGGAGACAUUGAGGCUACAUCCAGCAGUGCCUUUAUUAAUUCCAAGACAGAACAACGAGAAAUGUGAGGUUAAUGGAUAUGAGAUACAAGCCAAAACAAGAGUUUUAGUGAAUGCAUGGGCAAUUAAUCGAUACCCUACAUAUUGGAAAAAUCCAGAAACAUUUCAGCCAGAAAGAUUCCUGGAUAGCUCAACUGACUACAAGGGAACACACUUUGAGUAUAUCCCGUUUGGCGCCGGGAGAAGAAUAUGUCCAGGGAUGCAGUUUGGCGUUGCAAAUGUUGAGCUCCCAUUGGCAAAGUUUCUGUAUCAUUUUGAUUGGAUUUUGCCAAUGAAGUUGGAAGAGUUGAGCCUGCAAGAAGCCUAUGGGAUCACAGCAAGGCGGAAAGAAGAUUUAUAUGUAAUUCCUGUUAUCAGGAAUCCUCUUCCUGCUAAAUGAUCCUUGCUCCCUUUUCCAUGUUAUCAACAUCUUAUACCCCC
This is a messenger RNA of Oldenlandia corymbosa var. corymbosa, 1487 nucleotides long. The record is from the annotation of a GenBank genome assembly. NCBI's taxonomy places the organism in Eukaryota, Viridiplantae, Streptophyta, Magnoliopsida, Gentianales, Rubiaceae.